This is a messenger RNA of Myxozyma melibiosi, 3168 nucleotides long. RefSeq names its product exocyst complex component Sec10-like protein. Bases 266 to 3049 code for a protein of 927 amino acids. The transcript has 2 exons. Gene Ontology annotation, molecular function: protein binding. Gene Ontology annotation, cellular component: exocyst; cytoplasm. The record is from RefSeq and is a predicted model, not a curated record. NCBI's taxonomy places the organism in Eukaryota, Fungi, Ascomycota, Lipomycetes, Lipomycetales, Lipomycetaceae. Gene Ontology annotation, biological process: exocytosis; Golgi to plasma membrane transport.
CUGUUUAAUGUUUUUUGAUUGUUUCCACAUUUAUUUUCAUGGGAUUGGUUGGAGUAGAAUAGACAAGUAACUAUUAAGAGUUGACAUGAAAGCAGUUGCAGGUCCUAUUUCCGUUUGUAGACAGACACAAGAAUAGUACCCGAGUCGCUUAAAACCCUCGCCUUAAACUUUCUCUUCGACCCGACCACUUUUGCUCCUCCAUCGUCACUUUUGCUUCCCAUCUUCGCCCCCUCCAACUCCCCUCCCGCCUCCUCCGCGUCCCGGCAUGCCGGAUCCCGCCCUCACAGACCGUCUCCGCCCUCCGCAUUCACACCCGUCCCGGCCCCGGCGUCUCUCCUCCUCCUCCGUCCCUCCCAUCUUCCCCGCCGACCCCAACAGGCCCCUCCUCCCAGUCAACGUCCUCUCCCUCGUCCUCUCCUUCCUCCCCCUCCCCGACUACCUCGCCUCUGCCGCCGUCUGCCGCGCCUUCCGCCAAAUUAUCUAUGACGACCAAAACUGGGUCUACCGCCUCUCCCGCAUCGGCGUCUGGGAUCCCGUCACUGCCGCCGAAUUUGCCGCAAGCGACGACAAACGCGCCUCUGCCAAAGGGCUCAUUCUCCGUGAUCUCGCCUCCAUACAAAUAACCCCCCUCAAUGUCCUCUCCACCGUCCACUCCAUCCCCGGAUAUGCCCGCCACGAGUACGCGCGCGUGCAUCGCCUUCUCUGGCCUCUCUUCCGCGACCUCACUGAUCCCGCCCACUCCCUCCACAGCACAGAACCCAAGAUAUUUCGCAUCUACCGCUUACCUGAGCUGCAAGCAUCUGCCCUCAGAGUCCUCCUGCAGUUUUCAAACGCCGUCCUCGACGACGACGCUGACGACCGCCGCCUGCGUUUGCAGGGCAUCGUCGAAAUUUUUGAAAAUGCCGCAAUCACCGAGCUCGAGUCCGCCCUCGACGCUGCCGACUACGACGGCAAGGCUCGCCGCUACGCAAACGUCCUCAUCAGUCUCAACGGCGGCAGCACGGCCAUCCAAGCUUACCUUCAGCGAAGCAAGCUCCUUCUCACAACCGCCUCUCCCAGUACCUCCGGCUGCUUCCAACUAGAUCCCAAAAGUGGCCUCAUCAGAGUCGACCUCUCCCCCGUUGACACCUACUUCACUCAACUCCGACAAUCUGUGCUCGAAGAAGAAUCCGUCACUCGUGCCGUCUUCGGCGCCCACCCCGACGUCGCAGACAAAACCACCCUCUUGCUCGUCGAGCGUCUCAUCGAAGACGUGCUUGGCGACUACUGCUCCGCUCUUGUUGAUCGCUCUCACACUACCGGAAACAACGACGUUUACCUGCAAGUUGUUUCUGGCCUGUACGAGGCUCUCUUGGAUUUUGCCUACAAACUUCUCCUCAAGGAUCCCGAAGACGACUCCUCGAACGACAAAGAGGCUCGAGAGGCACUCCGGCCGUUUCAUAUAAAAGUACAAGAGAUCGUCGACAGAGUCUAUGAGCAGCACGUCGACUUAUAUCUCCAAGAAGAGCUUGACCGGUUUCGAGAGAAAUGCAACGUCGAGCUCGACCGCUUCGAGCGCGUCGCUAGCCAGCAAGAGCGGGAAAAGGAGACGAUUCUGAGGAACAAAUACAAAGAAAUUGCAGCUCUGGAAGGCGGCACUGGCGCGGAAAAAUUCGACUUCCUCACCUCCUUCAAAAAAGUAUUGCUCAUGCCCGUCGUCGCCAUCGGAAAUUCGCCCGUCAUGGGCUCUUCUUCCAUCUCUUCUCGCGCUUCUUCUUCCUUCCGUGACGACCAAUCCGAGAAACACUCAACAACCUCACCCUCUGCCACCCUCUCUGUCCCGAACAAUCCAGCCGGUGACAACGGCAAGUAUCCGAUGCCCGCCGCAGAGCUGGCCGUCAAUGCGGCAAUUCUGAAUUCUCGGCUAGAAUCGAUCAAAACCCUCUUCUCGCUCGAGGUCGCCCUCGACCUCAUCCAAGCGGCCCGCGAAAGUAUAGAACGCACCGCGCUAUUUGUCAUGUUCGAGGGUAGAACCGGAGAAGAGGCUAAAGAGCAAUGCGAACUUAUAUUCGUCGCCCUCCUAGAGUCUCUCGGAUUCAGGCAUAUCCAAAAUGGUUUCGACCGCGCGCUUCGACACUUGACUGACUACCGGCCUCCGGCAGUGACUGAUACCACUGAUGAAAUCGAAGACGAGUCUGCACUCCCGGCCUCUGAGAUUCAAAAACGUGCCGAAAACGUCGAGCCUCUGGUCACUUUUCUUGAACUUGUCAACGUCGGCGAUCUGAUUCAGCAAAUGGUUGACGUGUUUUACGAGAAGGAGCUCGUCUCUCGCCGAUUUGUUGACCGGACUGAUUUCCUCAGUCAAGCAGUCAAGGAGAAGCGGAAGUUUGAGCAGAUGCUUGACGAGCGCGUCGCACUUGGUCUCAACCGAGGAAUAGACGUCUUGAUCGAACAGGUCGAGUAUAUUCUGGCUAGCGAGCAGAAACCGAACGAGUUCAACGACGAUCAUUUCACUGUCGAAAGUAACGGUAUUGGUGGAUAUAAUGUGACGUCUGACGCCCCAUACGGAAAGCGGUUCAUGGACUCGAGAAUGGGUCCCACCGAUGCGGCAGUCAAAGUCGUAAAAACGGUGUCGAUGCACACAAAGUUGCUUAACGGGAGCACUGAUAAGAACACGCUUGACGUGUUCUUGGGUGAGGUCGGUCUUCGUCUCUACAACUCGAUCGGAAAACACAUCAAGAGGCAGACCAUCUCUGUCGAUGGAGGUGCAAUGCUGUUGAUCUCAGAUCUGAACUACUACUACAGUUUCGUGGACAAGACUCUCCGCCAGCGCCCUCUACUCGACUACUUUGCCGCGUUGAGAGAAAUUGCCCAGCUCUAUCUCAUCGACUCCAGCCACUCUCGUGAUAUAGGCCAGGUGAUGACCGAUGUCGUUCAGAGAUUUGCUGGUAUUGUGACUGCCGAGGAUGUGUUGGAGUAUGUUCAGCGCCGAGCGGACUGGCUGCUUGUGAAGAAGGCUGUCGAAAAGGCGGUCUACGGACUCGGACUUACUGAUUGCGUAGUAAUGUGAAUAUCGUGAACGAGAGCGAAGACUGACCAGAAGAGUGAUCAUGUAUCUAUUGUCAUAUAUCGGAUGUUUUGCUGUUUGUUUGCUUUGCUUAUUCUCUUCUGUAGCAUACAAUGGGUUUG